UGGUUCCCGGCCGGAAAGAAACAAAUCUCCGAGUCGAUUCCGGGGAGCAACAACGGCGAGUCAGCGACGGCGAUUGAUUCAACACCAAAACCGUAAUCGAAUCAUCCGGGGAAGAUGGAAUUUUGCCCAACAUGUGGGAAUAUGUUACGGUACGAGAGGAGGGGAGGUUCUAGAUUCUUCUGUAUGACAUGUCCGUACAUCGCCUGCAUUAAGCGACAGGUAGAGAUAAAGAAGAAGCAACUUCUUGUUAAGAAACCCUUAGACCCUGUCGUGUCUAAAGAAGAUAUACCAAAGGGAGAUGAAACUGAAGCUGUAUGCCCGAGAUGCAACCACGACAGAGCAUACUUCAAAUCAAUGCAGAUUCGCUCAGCUGAUGAGCCGGAGUCGAGAUUUUACAGAUGCUUGAAGUGUGAAUUGACUUGGCGUGAGGAAUAAGUGGCUUCAACCCUAGUGCCUAAACGUUUUCACCUCAUCAAAAUUUUGAUACAGUCCCCAACCCUCUUGCUUUAAAAUGUAUUUUCUGCCUUUUUUUGUCAACUCGUGAACAUUUUUUUUUUGUGCGAUGAUGAUUGAUGAGUGUGCAUUUCAAUUCCUCUUGAAUUCCCAUCUUCAAGUCGUUACUA
This is a messenger RNA of Tarenaya hassleriana, 623 nucleotides long. RefSeq names its product DNA-directed RNA polymerase III subunit RPC10. Lineage: Eukaryota; Viridiplantae; Streptophyta; Magnoliopsida; Brassicales; Cleomaceae. Gene Ontology annotation, molecular function: zinc ion binding; DNA-directed RNA polymerase activity; nucleic acid binding. Gene Ontology annotation, biological process: termination of RNA polymerase III transcription; DNA-templated transcription. Gene Ontology annotation, cellular component: RNA polymerase III complex. The record is from RefSeq and is a predicted model, not a curated record. Bases 115 to 435 code for a protein of 106 amino acids. The transcript is spliced from 4 exons.